Molecule: messenger RNA, 315 nt
Organism: Effrenium voratum
Lineage: Eukaryota; Dinophyceae; Suessiales; Symbiodiniaceae
Source: the annotation of a GenBank genome assembly
AUGGGGAGCCUUCGGCUACCCAGGUGCGAGAUCACCUUUAAUAUUGGCCUCAGUGAAGAUGAUGCGUACCGGGGCAGUCAACUGGCCUUCUGCGGCAUGUUCUAUGCCGAGGACCACCGAAAGCAUUCCUUCACCUACCAGCACCGGCGCGGCUGGUGCGUGGUGCAUUGCGGCAAGCACCGGCACGGCGCCCUGGACAUCGACAGCGGGGAGCGGGCCUCCUUGAUUAUUUGGACCAAGAGCCGGUCCUUUCGCAGGACCCAGGCGCGGCGCAGCGGGGGGGGACCUUGUGCCAGGCCAAAAAAAGUGAGGUGA